AUGGCGGACGACGGUGAUCAAGCAGUUGUUGUGGCUAGCGUGGUACCUGUCGCGAAUACAGGAAUUGUUGAUCAGGAGGAUGCCACUAAUAUUGAGACGUCUCCAAAGCCAGUAAACGCGGUUCAGGAUAACGCUACUAACGACGUCUCGGAUGCUAGAGAGGAACAAGACUUGGAAGGCGUACGUCACGACGCGUCAUCCGAUCGAUGUCCAAGCAGUCAUGACGAUCAGCAGCAGCAUGCAUCCCAUGAGAGCGCUACAGCCGACGCUACAACGGACGAUAAAGCGGGACCUACUACAGCCGACGCUACAGCCGAACGUACAGAGAACUCUACGGCGGGACCUACAGCGGACGCUGCAGGGCAGGAGAUGGCAGGAGGCCAGCAACAGUCUUUUGACGCGACAGGCGACGAGAUGGUCGCAGAGCCAACAAGAGGCGACGAUAUGGUCGCAGAGCCAACAAGAGGCGACGAUAUGGUCGCAGAGUCAUCAAGAGACGACGAGAUGCUCGCAAAGCCAAGAAGUAGCGGCGACAUGGUCGCUGAGCCAAGAAGAAGCGGCGACAUGGUCGCAGAGCCAGCAAAGGGCGACGAGAUGGUCGCAGAGCCAGCAAAGAGCGACGGGAUGGUCGCAGAGCCAAUAAAGGGCGACGAGAUGGUCGCAGAGCUAGCAAAGGGCGACGAGAUGGUCGCAGAGUCAUCAAGAGGCGUCGAGAUGGUCGCAGAGCCAAGAAGAAGCGGCGACAUGGUCGCUGAGCCAAGAAGAAGCGCUGGCAUGGUCGCAGAGCCAGCAAAGGGCGACGAGAUGGUCGCAGAGCCAGCAAAGGGCGACGAGAUGGUCGCGGAGCCAGGAAAGGGCGACGAGAUGGUCGCAGAGCCAGCAAAGGGCGACGAGAUGGUCGCAGAGUCAUCAAGAGGCGACGAUAUGGUCGCAGAGCCAAGAAGAAGCGGCGACAUGGUCGCUGAGCCAAGAAGAAGCGCUGGCAUGGUCGCAGAGCCAGCAAAGGGCGACGAGAUGGUCGCAGAGCCAGCAAAGGGCGACGAGAUGGUCGCAGAGCCAACAAGAGGCGACGAGAUGGUCGCAGAGCCAGCAAGAGGCGACGAGAUGGUCGCAGAGCCAGCAAGAGGCGACAAGAUGGUCGCAGAGCCAAGAAGUAACGGAGACAUGGUCGCUGAGCCAAGAAGAAGCGGCGAGAUGGUCGCAGAGCCAGCAAAGGGCGACGAGAUGGUCGCAGAGCCAGCAAAGGGCGACGAGAUGGUCCCAGAACGACCCGGGUGCGCCCCUGAGUGCGACGGAUUAAGUAGCGACAGAGUACCAAGCGACGCUGGCGACGUGGCGAACGAGGCUAAAGCCGCUCGCGCGUUAAAAGGCGCCUCAGAAGUCAAUGUUGAUGCGUCGCAGAACCGGGGAAAGGCGGCCUCAGCCGCACACAAGGAGGCAGGGAAGGCAGCUACACCUGUGGAGGAGGAGGCGGAAAAGGCGGCUACAGCUGUGGACGAGGGGGCUGGGAAGGAGGCUACAAAUGUGGAGGAGGUUUUUAUGAAGGAGGCUACAGCCGAGGAGGAAGCGGCUCGGAAGGAGGCUACAGCCGAGGAGGCGGAGGUAGGGGAAGUGACAAUAGCGAGGGUUGCUGCUGAGGAGGAAUCACACCGAGUGACAAUGGCGGAAGCUGAGGCUGUGACUGCUGAAGCAGCUGAGGGGGGGUUAGACCGGAUGACAAUAACGGGGGGAGAUACUACUGAGGAGGAGUUACACCAAGUGACAAUAGCGGAAGCAGAUGGUCUGACUGCUGAAGCAGCCAAAACACUUUCUGCUGUUGCUGCUGAAGCUGUGCAUUUGGCUGUCGCACCUGUAACGGAUGUGCUUAUGAAGGGAAUUCCUGUGGUAGUAGCUUCUGUAAUAGAUGAACCUAUAACGGAUGCUUCUUUGGAUGAACCUGGAUCAGAUCCUAGGGAAGGCGCUACUGGGGGAGGCGUUACACUGGCAGGAAGAACCACUGGGGGAGGUAGUGGGGGAGGCAGUGGGGGAGGCACUGGGGGAAGCAUUGGAAGAGCUUCAGAGGAGGGCGUUAUAGGGGGAUUCGAUAUGCUGCUGGAGGAGACGGAUGAUGAGGAGACAGAGGAGGAAACAGAGGAGGAUGAGGGCAGCAUGGCAUUCGAGAAUUCUCAAAAACCAGAUGAGGGCAGCAUGGCAGAGGGUUCUUUCCUCAAUGCAGUCAAGAGGGAGACAGAGGAGGAUUUAGAAGACGCAGCAGCAGCCACCACAGCAGCAGCAGCAGCCGCAGCAGCAACCGGGGCAGGCGCUGCUAGUAGCAGCAGGGUUCAGAUCAUCUCAUCAGCAGCAAAUCAUGACUUGAGCAGCAGCAGGAAGCGGAAGCGAACUCGAAGCGCAUCAGCCAACAACGCGCUCCGCAUAUCCGAUGUUCAGCGCAUGAUGGCAAGCCCAGCGCUCGCCCGAACCAACGCCAUUGCCCACACCAUGCGAAAACUCAUCGUCUUUGCCACACUUGCCGUACGCGGCGGCUUAGACGCCCUACUCAAGCUGGAGUUUUCCCAUUUUGUCGUCCUCAACCGGGGAGGGGAGUACCUGUCUCCUCAGUUUCCGGGCGAGCAUGUUGCGUUUGUGCCGCCGCCGAGCCUCGCGCCGAGCCUCGUGCACAAGCAGUUCUUUCCGAACCUGCAGAACCCGAUCCUGUGCCCGGUUCGGAUCCUGGACGAGGAGGCUCGGAUGCGCCCGCCCGGAGCUGCGCCGAGCCUGUUUUUAUCGGCGAAGUUUUCUCGCGUGCCUUCUUUCGGGCCUCUGAACAGUUACGCCCGCCAUCCCAUGGGCCGAACCAACCUGGCUCGCUCCGCCUCUAAUCCUUGCCCCUUCUUCCCCUCUUUGGGAAUCACUUUUGAGAAUUCUCACAAGUCUUUCCCUCUUCCCUCCCCACCCCCACCUCCCCCACAUGCCACCUGCACCAGUUACGCCCGCCAUCCCAUGGGCCGAACCAACCUGGCUCGCUCCGCCGCCCACCUGGCAGAUGCUGCCGGGCUGACCCACGUGGGCAGGAGAUUCUUCAGGUCGCUUGGCGUUACUCUACUGUUCAUGGCUGGGUUUUCCUUGGAAGAGGUUUUAAGGGAGGCGAAUUGCUCCGUUAGUAGCCUCUACACUUUGUACUCGCCACAAGAUGAUAGGGGCGGGGGAGGAAAGGUGGUGGGGGAGGUGCGGGGAGGGGGGGAAGAAGGGGAAGAGGGGGAAGAGGGGGAUGAGGACGGGCAAGGGGAGGAGGAGGGGAGGUAUGGGGGAGCGAGUGGCAGAGGAUGGGGGGGAACGAGUGGGGAGAUGGCGGGGGAAGGGGAGUUGCAGCAGCAGGUUGAAGUUCAGGUGGGACAACAGAGCCAGGUGAAUCAACACGACCAGUCUCAGGUAGAGCGAGGCAUCAUGGGUGGGGCGAUGGGGGAUACAACGGGGACGAUGAGGAGAGGGAUUGGGGGAGGGGUGGGGGAAGGGAUGGGGGGAAGGACCACUGUUGCUACUACAACCACUCAAUUGCAGGGGCAGGAAAACGGGCAGAUAAAAACACAUGCAUCCGCACAGGAGAAAACCCAAGAGAACCGGAAUGGGAGGAAGAAAGUGCAGAAGGUUCAGAAGGUGCAGAGUCAAGGGGACGAGGAGAAUGAAAUACAGAAUCAAAUCCGCACUUCUCAGCUGCUACAGCAGCUGCAGGAGUAUCAGACGCAGUAUAUCCAGCUACAACUUAACACUCCAACUGCUGGCCCUGGCGCUGGUGGUACUGCUGCUGGUGGUACUGCUGCUGGUGUUAUGGGUGGUGCUGGUAAUACUGCUGUGAUGGGUGGUGCUCGUUCAGGCGUUAUGGGUGGUGGUGCUGCUGGUGUGAUGGGUAGUGGUGGUGUUGGUGUGAUGGGUAGUGGUGUUGGUGUGAUGGGCGCACAUGGAACGGCAGGGGUGCGAGCAGGGGUGAUGGGUGCAGGAGGCGGGGCAGGAGCGGGCCCAAACGCAGCAGGGGUGGAGAGGAGGGGAGAGGAAGCAGAGGUGGAGAGGAGGGGAGAGGAAGCAGAGGUGGAGAGGAGGGGAGAGGAAGCAGAGGCGGAGAGGAGGGGAGAGGAAGCAGAGGCGGAGAGGAGGGGAGAGGAAGCAGAGGCGGAGAGGAGGGGAGAGGAAGCAGAGGCGGAGUGGAAGGGAGAGGAAGCAGAGGCGGAGUGGAAGGGAGAGGAAGCAGAGGCGGAGUGGGGGAUGGAGCAAGAGCAGGGGAGCGGAGAGAGCAUAGGGUGCCGGGCAAAGCAGGGAGAGUAG
This is a messenger RNA of Closterium sp. Yama58-4, 4296 nucleotides long. Lineage: Eukaryota; Viridiplantae; Streptophyta; Zygnematophyceae; Desmidiales; Closteriaceae. The record is from the annotation of a GenBank genome assembly.